Molecule: messenger RNA, 2400 nt
Organism: Dujonia railenensis
Lineage: Eukaryota; Fungi; Ascomycota; Pichiomycetes; Serinales; Debaryomycetaceae
Source: the annotation of a GenBank genome assembly
AUGUCAAUAAUAGAGCCAUCUUUGCCCGAAGGGUUUUUCACACAGUCGUCACUAUUUCAAAAUUCAGAAAAUGAGCUGAUUUCAAGCGUAGAUCAUCUUGUAGAUACAACCAAUCCACUCGCCAACUCCAAGAAUGCCAUACUCUUUGAUGGAUCCACGAUUUCUCUUAGACCGAAAAAGAGGAAGGAAGCAGCUGAAUUGGACCAGAUAUCAGUUUCUACUGGCGAAUCGUUGAACUUGAUUGACAUUGACGGAUUAUAUGCCAAGGUCGAGUUGAAAAGGGCGAUCAAAUCAUCGAACAAGAUCAUAAGUAGCUCCGCGUCCAAGCGAAAUGGCAAUGGAGAAGGUGAAACCGCUGGACUCUGGACCGAUAAGUACAGGCCGAAAACGUUCAUGGAGGUCUGUUCUGCGGGAAAUGAUAAACUGUACAGACUCAUUCUACAUUGGUUAAGAAAAUGGUCUACCUUGGUGUUCAAGGAAGAAUUGCCGCAGAAUGAUAACGUUGACCAUUUGGGUCGUCCUUUAAAGAAAAUCUUGCUCAUCAAUGGUCCUGUAGGGAUGGGGAAGACCACAGUUGCACAUUUACUUGCUACCCAGCUUGGCUACUCGGUUCAAGAGUUGAAUGCUGCGAAUAGUAUGGAUCCCUCGCUAGGCAGUACACACGGUGGGUCUGCGCUCAAGACCAAGGUUGUCAAUGCAUUAACUUCCAAUUCUCUCACAUCCAAUGGUAAGCCAACUUGUUUGGUCAUUGACGAAAUCGAUUCAGCUAUCAAUAGUGCAGAAAUAAUAAAAGUUUUGACUGACUUGGUGCACUUGGAUUCAAGAAAUAGAGCAUCUGCAAUAUCUGCCAAUUCCAAGGACAAGAAGAAACCUUUCCAAUUGAAUAGACCCAUUAUUUGCAUUGCCAACGAUAUAUAUCAAUCUGCAUCCUCUGGUACAAAUUCUUCGUUUCUGUCUCAUUAUUCAAUUGACAAAUUGAGACCGCAUUGCGAGAUUAUCACAUUCAGGAAACCAAUUGCCACACAGAGAGGUGGUAGUGGAGGGAAUGGGCUAAGAACAGUAAAAGAAUUCCUCAUGCAAAUUAACAAGUGGGAGAAAAUGGGCUUGAACUUCAGAGAUAUCAAUGAGAUAGUUGAAGUGUGCGAGGGGGAUAUCAGAAGCUGUAUCAAUUUCUUGCAGUUUAACAGUGGAGGCAAAGUUUAUGAUGCUGUGAUAGAGGAGGAGAAAUCUCAAAAUGAUACUGAAAGUUACGUUUCCAAUUCUCUCAAGGACACCCAAUUAUCAUGGUUUGCCAUAGUUACCCUUCUUUUCAAACGUAACCAAAGUCUAAGCAAGGAUGAAAACUUUGGAAACUUACUAAAUUUAUUUACCAACGGUGGAGGAAAGGCUUCAACUUCGGCUAACAACGUCAUAGACAAGGUAAUUAAAGGGUGCUUUAACAAAUACUUGGACGCCGUCGCUACCCAAGAUGAUUCAGCUGUCAAGCCUGCACAAUUGAGCGACUGGUUGUGGUUCUACGAUCAAAUGGACCAUCUGGGAUCAGGCUCAUCUUCAACAUUAUUGGGGAAUUAUAGUUCUGCCGUGUAUCUUAAAAUUUGGUCAAUGUUCAGUGAUAUCAACCUGGCUAGAUUCUCUGCAAGUAAUAAAACACUUGUUCCUCUGGGAAUUGAUUUCGAAUCGUUUGAACUCUCGAGGCUGAAUAAAUUUGCUAUGAAGAGAAUUAUCGAUAAUUUCCCUGUUCAGUUAAGAAUUAGUAUAGGAAAUGGAAUAGAAUCUUCGAACACAAUCCCAGGGAUCUUUUUGCCAUACCUUGAUAAAAUGAUGACGCCAAUACACUCGACAAAUCAUAAUUCAAAUCAAAAUAUAGACCACGAAAAAAUUGCUCAAAUUAUCAAGGACUUUCAAUUCCAGUUGGAAAAUCAUAAAGAUCUCGAUUCAGGGGAGAUCAAACUUCAAUUCUCUCCCGAAUUCGAUACCAUAACCAAUUUCAAUACUGAAUUAUCUCCCCAGCCCUUAGCUACAUUAACCAAAUUGGUCCAAUUGAAGAGGAAAUGGCUCUUUCCAUUACUUAAAUUGGAAUUAGACAGACUAGAUUCAUUAAGAAAAAGAAAACAUGUCACCUUGGCUUCUAGGAACAAAUCAGAGGAGCCAGAAAAUAAAGCGGACCUUAAGCUGAAACGUUCAAGGUUAACAAAUAGUGCCGAUUUCUUUAAAGCAAGAUACGAUAAUCUUGCCACACAAACUUCAGGAAGUUUAGAAAAUGAGAAAACAACGGUCAAUAGUAAUAACAGUGGUACCUCCCAUAUAUGGGUUAAAUACCACGAAGGAUUUUCCAAUGCAGUUAGGAUUAACGUAGGGUGGGACGAUUUGUGGUUACCUCCACAUGAGUAUGUUGAAUGA